Wasmannia auropunctata (little fire ant) is the source of this 783-nucleotide messenger RNA. RefSeq lists its product as uncharacterized. The transcript is spliced from 2 exons. NCBI's taxonomy places the organism in Eukaryota, Metazoa, Arthropoda, Insecta, Hymenoptera, Formicidae. Bases 29 to 562 code for a protein of 177 amino acids. The record is from RefSeq and is a predicted model, not a curated record.
UUUUCUAAUUUCAAUUAUAAUUUCAGAAAUGGCCGCAGAGACACACUCAUGGCUGAAUCAAUGCUUCGUGGAGAACAUGUUGCGAAAGUCGGAAGACGACAAUUCGAUUCAGGUGAUCGAUAUGUUCUCAAACCCGGUCGUGAGUAAGGGUGAAAACUACACCAGCGACUUAAUGAGGACUACUGUCGAAUUUUCUCGUGAUCAAGGCGACCGUAAGAUUAUAGAAAAGAAAUCAAUCAUCAUCAAACCCUUGCCGUUCGAAGGUAUUCGACGGCAGCUUACUACAGUUACCUUUUUUAGAGAGAUAUCGAUGAUGUCAGAUACCUUGGUUAAAAUGAAUAAGUUAUUAGGGCCAAAGCAUCGCAUAAGCGGAAAGUGUCUGUACGUGCAAAAUGAACAUCCAGUGCUUCUGGCGAUGGAGGAUCUCACGCCCCUCGGCUAUCGCUUAGCCGAUCGUAUGACUGGACUUGACCUAGCUCAUUCCAUAUUGACACUUCGCACAUUAGCCAGGUUUCAUGCAACUACUGUAGCCGUAUGCGAAAAGGUAAUUCACCACGUGUGACUUAAUCGCUCUAUCUCAUUUCAAUUAUUAAAAAUUCAGGUUAAUGACACUAAUCCAAUUAUCAUGCAAGUUUAAAAUUUUUGCGUUAAUAAGCUCUUAAUGUAUUAAUAUAUAGUGAAAAAAUAUAUAAUUAUAUUUCCAUAAUUUCCGAAAUAUGUCCAUAUGUCAAAAAUAUCCCUUUUAUCCUCGGUUUUAUCUUUUACAAGCACUACAGACGCGCG